Messenger RNA from Magnolia sinica, 771 nucleotides. Its product is annotated as cyclin-dependent kinase F-4-like. Gene Ontology annotation, molecular function: protein serine/threonine kinase activity; ATP binding. The record is from RefSeq and is a predicted model, not a curated record. The coding region runs from base 386 to 646 and encodes 86 amino acids. NCBI's taxonomy places the organism in Eukaryota, Viridiplantae, Streptophyta, Magnoliopsida, Magnoliales, Magnoliaceae. The transcript is spliced from 4 exons. Gene Ontology annotation, cellular component: nucleus; cytoplasm. Gene Ontology annotation, biological process: intracellular signal transduction; protein phosphorylation.
AAAAUUUUCCAGGGUUGAAGUCUGCAAGUUGACAGGGUCCUUUUUCAUUUAGUACUAGAUGUACCCCUUGCAUUUCUGCCAUGCAGACUUAGCAGCAGUCGUCUGAUUCCAUUCAUUGUUCCUGACGAUACGAGUGAGCGAAGGCAUCUUUCCAGGCUGGAAAUACUUUCUGUUUUGGCAGUUCCAGGAUUGGAGGCAAGAUGCAUUGCAUUCUGACAGCGCUGAUAUCAUUUAAAUCAGAUCACAGCCUUGGAGAUGUGAUUCAAGAGUUAUUAGUAAAGGGAGAUUGAGCUCAAAAUGCACAUUAAGCGUCUGUCUUGAGUUAAAUGAAUGUACAUCUAUUUUGUGUAAUUUUGGUUUUGUUGGGCAGGUUGCUAUUAAAAGAAUGAAGAGAAAGUACUACUCUUGGGAGGAGUGUAUGAAUCUUAGAGAAGUAAAGUCCUUAUGGAAGAUGAACCAUCCCAACAUUGUGAAGCUGAAGGAGGUUAUCAGAGAAAAUGAUGUCUUGUACUUCGUUUUCGAGUAUAUGGAGUGCAACCUUUAUCAGCUCAUGAAAGAUAGGGGAAAACUUUUUUCAGAGAUUGAAGUCGGGAACUGGUGCUUCCAAGUAUUUCAAGCUCUUGCUUACAUGCACCAGCGUGGAUAAUUCCAUCUUGAUCUUAAGCCAGGUUACAAAUUUGCAUUUCCUUUUGGUAUUUCUUUUCUGGUUGAUAUGAAUCUGGGAUUUGCUGGUAAUUCUGUUUAAUCGCAUUGAAAUCAAUAAAUAACACU